UCAGGUUAUAGGGAAACCUGGGUCUUAGGAGCCAAGAUCAAUUGUUUGGGUGCAUAUUAUGCACUGGAGUCAUCCGGCGGAAAAAUGUACGUGAGCUAUCUCUUGGAGAAGGACACCAGUAUGUACCCGAAUUCCGUAAGACACCCAAGCCUAAACCUGAACCCUCAGAAUUUUGUCCCCGCACCUCCUCAGUAUCCAGACUUCACAGGAUACCAUCACGUCUCUGGAAUUACCAGCGACCCUCACCACAGCCAGCCAGGGGCCUGGAAUCCCGCGUACCCUCCUCCGCGAGAGGAAUGGACACCUUACGGGCCGGGAACUGGAGCUUCGACCUCUGGUCCGCUGGGCUUCAGUCCUGCAGAGUUUUCAUCCGUUCAAGCGCCUGGCCUUCUUCCAUCCUCCAUAAACACAUCAGUCGGUCAGCUGUCGCCCAACUCUCAGAGACGGAACCCCUACGACUGGAUGCGUCGGAGCGCGCCGCCGUCCAACUCAGGUGCACACCCAAGCCUAAACCUGAACCCUCAGAAUUUUGUCCCCGCACCUCCUCAGUAUCCAGACUUCACAGGAUACCAUCACGUCUCUGGAAUUACCAGCGACCCUCACCACAGCCAGCCAGGGGCCUGGAAUCCCGCGUACCCUCCUCCGCGAGAGGAAUGGACACCUUACGGGCCGGGAACUGGAGCUUCGACCUCUGGUCCGCUGGGCUUCAGUCCUGCAGAGUUUUCAUCCGUUCAAGCGCCUGGCCUUCUUCCAUCCUCCAUAAACACAUCAGUCGGUCAGCUGUCGCCCAACUCUCAGAGACGGAACCCCUACGACUGGAUGCGUCGGAGCGCGCCGCCGUCCAACUCAGGAGGGAAGACCAGAACAAAAGACAAAUACCGGGUAGUGUACACGGAUCACCAGCGUCUGGAGUUGGAGAAAGAGUUUCAUUACAGCCGUUACAUCACAAUAAGAAGAAAGGCAGAACUGGCAGCAGCACUCAGUCUGUCAGAGAGACAGGUGAAGAUCUGGUUCCAGAACCGGCGUGCUAAAGAGAGGAAAGUCAAUAAAAAGAAGAUGCAACAGCCGCAGCCGGCAUCCACAACCACACCAACCCCACCUGGUUCAGCUCUGCAAGGCAAUGUUCCCAUGGUCACAAGCAGCAGUGGCCUGGUAUCACCAUCUAUGCCAAUGACUAUCAAAGAAGAGUACUGA
Molecule: messenger RNA, 1194 nt
Organism: Sinocyclocheilus grahami
Lineage: Eukaryota; Metazoa; Chordata; Actinopteri; Cypriniformes; Cyprinidae
Product: homeobox protein CDX-1-like
Exons: 4
Coding region: 85-1194 (369 amino acids)
Biological process (GO): anterior/posterior axis specification; embryo development; animal organ morphogenesis
Cellular component (GO): nucleus
Molecular function (GO): DNA-binding transcription factor activity, RNA polymerase II-specific; RNA polymerase II transcription regulatory region sequence-specific DNA binding
Source: RefSeq, a predicted model, not a curated record